This is a messenger RNA of Menidia menidia (Atlantic silverside), 1671 nucleotides long. Lineage: Eukaryota; Metazoa; Chordata; Actinopteri; Atheriniformes; Atherinopsidae. The record is from the annotation of a GenBank genome assembly.
AUGUCUUCAGAUGAAGAAGAACCAACCAGUCCUGUUAUGCCCAAAGACUCAGACAGGGGCAGCUCUGCGUCCUCUGAGCUACAGGAAGAGUAUGAGGAGCUCCUCCGAUAUGCUGUUAUCACUCCCAAGCUUGAGCCACCUAAAGGGGCUCAUCUGAAGGGUACAACGUCCCAAAACAAAGAUGGCACAAAGCUACAGCACCUACCAGAUCCUGCAGAGGAGGCUAAAGAUGGGAGGCAUUCCAGCAAAAGUGUAAGAUCAUCACAGGCCUCCCCCCUGAUUGUUGAGCCCCCCACACAUUCAAGACUUUUCUUGGCUGACAGAACGGAAGGAUUGUCUGGCAAAGCAUCUGUGCUCUCAAACACAGUGAGGUCCAGGUCAAACAGCCCAGACCCCCAGGAGUUUACUGUGACAGAAAUGUUCAUCUCAGAGGAGAACAUUGUCAAGAUGGAGAGUAUUCUGGACACAUGGAGCAACAGCCUGAAGUCAAACGUGCUGACUGAGCUUCGGAAGUGGAAGUUUGCUUUUCUGGAGCAACACAAGCUGGAAAUGAUGAAGGAGAGGGAGAAGCAUGCCGCCCAAACAGCUGUCCUAAAGUCGGAGCUAGAUGCCCUUAAAGAGCUGCUGCAGACCUAUGAGACUUCAAACCAAAGAAAAGAUGAGAUGAUUGCAAACCUGAGCCACGUGUUGGACAGACAAAAAGAAAGCGUCGAAAAGAUGAGGGCUUUUACCCAUUGGAGACUUAAGUACAUUGAAGCCAAGGAGGAGGCUCAGGCUGGGCUGAUGGCACAGCAGCACUACAAUUUGCAGCUGAAGAAGAAGGUGUGGCAUGGCUGGUGCUCUCUAGUUCAGAAACACUGGAAGGUCACGAUGGAGCGAGCUUGCCGAUCAAAGGCUGAGGAGGUCUGCUCCCGCUUAUCUACAGAUUAUGAGGCCAAGCUGGCAGAGCAUUGCAAGGCGUUGGAGAAGGCUCAAGCAGAGAUCCAUAGACUACGGUUAGAACGAGAGCAGUAUGAGGAAUCUAUGAAGAAAGCCUUCAUGAGAGGCGUAUGUGCUCUUAACAUGGAGGCUCUCACCAUGUUCCACUCCUCAGAGGGCCGGCCGCAGCAGCCUCCUGCUCACGAUCAGCACGGUUCUUUGCCACCGCGGGAUGACCCUGCAUCUGCCACACUGGCUCAACUUCAGCCAUAUGCCACCUCCUCCACAAGGUUCAGUCCAAUCCAUUUGGAGCACACAGAACCUUCCCACAGUGAAACGGAUAUGGUGGGGUUGAGAGCCCCGCUAUCCCAAGACGAAGUGCUGCCUCCCACUGCAGUGGUGCACAGCUCACUUCCACUUGGAGGCAUCGCAAGUUCUCACAAACAGGCCAGCGGCCGUGUUGUGACGGCAAGCCAACAAAAACCCUCAAAGACUGUAACGGCUCGCAUCACUGCACGUGCCGAUGUUAAUAAAGCAGCACGCAACAAUCUCCAGGUCAUGGGAAUGGCUCCACCCAUGAGCUCUGUGGUCGUUGAACGUCAUCACCCAGUUACACAGCUCACUAUUGGACAGGCUACAGCUGCCAAGUUUCCUCGAUCCUCACAGCAGAGCCAGGCUUCCCCCGCAGGCCGAGGCUCUUCCCGAACACACACCAGCUCCUGCCAUGUGCACUCCAUCAAAGUCGUCGACUGA